AUGCGUUUUCCAUGUCACCUCAUGUUACAGAAGAAGAAGAUGGCUGCACGGUUUCUGAGUCUGACAACGUAGCAAUGUAUCUUUCCUGAACGCCUGUUUGGUAUUAGUCUGUGUUAAGUCGUGCGGUUGUCAGUUUUUCCUGCGUCUGUUGUGUGUCUUAUCGAAGUCCAGUGAGGGGGGACGUCACUACCAGGGCCAUAAACCGCUCCAGUGACCAGCGUUUGGUCUCGAGUGACGACGUGUACAGGAACUGCGCGAUGAGCUGGACAUAAACAGUCCGUUCACAGUGCUUCAAAUAUAUAUUAGGCCAUUGUCUUCUAUUCAUUCAUCUGACAAUUGAUUUCAGGCUUUCAUCACCUGUUUAUGACAUUUAUCAGUAAAACCAUGUUUAACCGGGGAAAAUCUCAGCUUAGCCACCUGGCAGUAUUUGUGAUGCUGGCUUUGAAUGUUCAGGCCAGGCCAGCGAAUAUAUCAGCAUUAAAAGACAAACACCCCAACAACAGUAAGGAGGACAACGAGAUCCUUCCACAGGACCAUCUGAAUGGUGUGAAGAUGGAGAUGGAUGGUCACCUCAAUAAAGACUUUCAUCAGGAGGUGUUUCUGGGGAAGGAGAUGGAGGAGUUUGAGGAGGACUCCGAGCCCAGGAGGAACAGGAAGAAACUCAUUGAAAUCUUCACCAAGGUGGAUUUUAAUAAAGACAGGAGCGUCAGUGCUAAAGAAAUGCAGCGCUGGAUCAUGGAGAAGACAGAAGAACAUUUUCAGGAAGCUGUUAGAGAAAACAAGCUCAGUUUUCGUGCUGUGGACCCGGAUCAGGAUGGACAUGUAACUUGGGAUGAAUACAGAGUGAAGUUUUUAGCCAGCAAAGGUUUCAAUGAAAAAGAAGUGGCUGAGAAGAUCAAAAACAAGGAAGAAUUGAAAGUGGAUGAAGAAACUCAGGAGGUUUUGGAGAGCUUGAAGGAUCGCUGGUUCCAGGCAGAUAACCCUCCAGCUGACCAGCUGCUGAAUGAAGAGGAGUUCCUCUCGUUCCUGCACCCAGAGCACAGCAAAGGCAUGCUCAAAUACAUGGUCAAGGAGAUCAUUCGAGAUCUUGAUCAAGAUGGAGAUGGAAAGUUGACUCUUGCUGAAUUUAUCUCCCUCCCCAUGGGAACUGUGGAGAAUCAGCAGGCCCAAGAUAUCGAUGACGACUGGGUUCGUGAAAGGAAGAAGGAGUUUGAAGACGUCAUCGACGCCAACCAUGAUACGAUUGUAACCAAGGAAGAGUUGGAGGAGUACAUGGACCCCAUGAAUGAGUACAAUGCUCUGAAUGAAGCCAAGCAGAUGAUUGCUGUGGCGGAUGAGAACCAAAACCACAACCUGGAACUAGAAGAGAUCCUUAAAUACAGCGAGUACUUCACCGGCAGCAAACUCAUGGACUAUGCCCGUAACGUACAUGAGGAGUUCUAAGACCGUCUCCUCAAGUCUUAAUAAAUAAGAAUAGCAUGUAUAUAUCCCUAGAGUGUCGCAAGGAUGAUGUUGGUCCUUGCUUGCUUCCCAGAUUGGAAUCAACAAGUGCUUUUGGACAUGUGUUUGUAACUGUACAAAUCUGCAAGCCACAAAACCUUCUCUAAUGUUGCAAUGUGCAGGUGUGACGCAUUUAAUCGGACUCUGCCUUCGUAAUGUCAUGGGAUUUCCAUAUGAGCCCCAUAAAGUCCUAUAUAUAAUUAAUGUUAGACACUUUGUCACUUUCAUUAGGUUUUGGAGUGUUGAUAAUUAAGUGAAAUGUCUGUAUAUGAGGAAUUGGUGACGGGAAAGAGCGUUUCAAAUUUCCAUUGAUUUAAAAAAAUAGAUUUAAUGUAAAUAAUUUAGUUAAUUGGAGUGCCAUAAUAUAUGUUUUGGGUGGGUUGCUUUUGAAAGGGUUUGAGCUUCCUGAGCUACAAUGUGAUAUAUUUUCAGAGAUGACGAGCCAGCAAAAUGAUUUGGGUGGUAAUUUUGUGAAAACCGUAAUAUUACUUCUAUUUGAAAUCAUUAAAUGCAAAACAGUUAAAAAGUCUUGUAAAGAAAUAAUAUUAAAGGGAGAGUUCAACCAAAAUGAAAAAUGUCUUUGUACACAAAAGAAGAUAAUUUGAAGAAUGUUGGUAACCCAACAUAAAGAAACUCAUACAGGUUUGGAACAACUUGAGGGUGUGUAAAUCACAUUUUUUGUGAACUAUCCCUUUAAUUGAGAGAGCAUAUGGUAAUGAAUCUGUAAAUAUGUUAUCCAUUUGCAUUUUUAAGAACCCUGUUAUUCACAGUUUGUUGAAGUCAUAAUUGUAUAUAGACUGAAUAUUAUUUUAUUACUUUUAAGAAUUUAUUUUACCCUGUUACCUUAGAAAUCUUUCAAUUAAAUAUAGUGAGUACAAUAGAGAAGCUUAUUCCCUGUUGCCUGUUGGCAUUAAUAUUUCUCCAUUGCACCUGUCAGAGAGUUGUUAAAAAUAAUACAAAGUGAUUUAAGUUAAAUGUAAAAGAAAUGCUUUGAGAGGAAUUUGAUUAUUAGAAACUAUAAUUUGCCCUUUUUAAAUUGUUAUCAAAAAUGGAAGGACCAUUACAUGUAUUUUCUGGAUUUGAAAAUAAUAGUUUUAUUAAAAUACACAUUUGCCUUAAAAAAUAAAUAGGCUAAUGUGUCCUACUGACUACCUGUGCUGUGUAUAAAUUUGAGCUCAGUUUUGGUGGGUAAUCCUUUUUAAGCAUGAUUUGGUAAUGAAAUUUUUGGAUUCUUUUUAUAUAUAUAUAUCAACUCCCAUUAUGUGUUUUUCUGGAUGUUAAAAUAUAGCGGCUAAUGUGUUAAUCAUCUUUACACAGAACAUUGAUCAUAUAUUACAUUCAUAAUGUGGAAUUUCCAAUUGACUUGCUUAAGUAAAAAUGGCUGAAUGUCAUGAAGCUUAUAAAUGCAUUGUUUUGCAUUAUAUUGAAAUAUAUUUUCAUAAUGUUAUUCUGUAUUUAUGCAACAGUAUUCAUAAUUAAUGCAUGAAAUUCCAUUACUUUUCAAAUAACUUGUGUGUACUGUGAACACUGGUAACACUUGAAAUAUUUGUUCUAGAUUAGAGAGGGAAAAUUUGGGCUGAAAGUUUAUUAUAAAAUGCAGUACAGUAAUUGUAGUUCACUGUAUAUAAGUAUUAUUUUAGACAUAUUAAACUUUAAUUGGUUUCCUUGUA
Pimephales promelas (fathead minnow) is the source of this 3170-nucleotide messenger RNA. It is a transcript of the gene sdf4, whose product is annotated as stromal cell derived factor 4. Gene Ontology annotation, biological process: calcium-ion regulated exocytosis. The record is from RefSeq and is a predicted model, not a curated record. Gene Ontology annotation, cellular component: endoplasmic reticulum. Gene Ontology annotation, molecular function: calcium ion binding. Lineage: Eukaryota; Metazoa; Chordata; Actinopteri; Cypriniformes; Leuciscidae.